AUGUCUGUGCAGAGAACUGGACUAAUCACCAAAGGAAGGAAUAGCCAGGCCAUUGAAAAACUCCAGACCGAACACACCCACAGCCAGCAACAGAUCAGGGACCUGGAGACAAAGUUGGAAGAAAUACAAGACCAUGUUCUGUCCAAGUUAAAAGCUGUGGAAGCUAUUCAGGAAAAGAAUACUUCUCUGCAAGAAGAAAUCACUUCUCUGAGAAAUACACUUGGAUAUAUGAAAGGAACCGAGUCAGGGCUCUAUCAGACUGCUGCUCCAGUCCAUUUCCAGCAUAUUUCAGAGUCUGAAACCAGCAUCACAACCAAGCCUUCCGAGAAAGUCGUAUUUUCCCGGUUCACAGAGUCCAGGUCGACAGUCACUCUUCUUCGUGGGAGAACUUCGUCUAGGAUGGUCCGAUUCCCUAUAUCUUCUCUCGUGACGGUGGACAAAUCUUUAGGUAACACCAACAGCUCUCUACUACAAAAACAGUACCUUUCUUGCUCUGACACCUUUGAUAAAGAAGAACUCGGAAAAGGUCAGGACUAUAUGAGAACAUUGUUUGGUGACACUAAGAAGAUCAGUAAUGAACUGAUGGAGAAAGCAGGACGGUCCCGAAUUCCAGCCGAGUACUACAGUUCGUCAUCAUCCAGGUAUGUUGGGAAUCUUAAAAUUACUGACGUUCAUUUUAGUGGCCAUUAUGUGAAAAUAAUCAAUAAUUCCUCUGAUAAAGAAGAAAGCAUUGGAGAUUAUACUCUUCAGCAGAAUAUGAAUGGCCACCCAACAGCCAUUUUUAGAUUCCCCCCCAACAUCCGAAUGAAGCCAAACUCCUGUGUGACGGCCGUGGCUUGGUACACGCCCAUCAACUGGAAGAGGAAGUCAUCGAAGGUGAUGCAAUUGGAUGGGAGACUCAGCCGGAAAUCCAUGCAGGCAAUUAGAAGAGCCAAGGCCCAAUCAAAAGGGGACCAGUGGGAAGAGAGAGUGUUUGAUAUAUGGCAAGGCAUGCCCAAUAAAAGCCAUCUGACGGAACCCGAACCAGAUUACAUCCUAAGGGAAAAAAGGAUGCCCCCCAUCCGGCGCCCUGUCCAGAAUUCAUGGUGCCAAAGUCCGAGCUCUCCCACGCACCCCCAUUAUACUCUGGGGAGGACCCUCCCACCAGGCAGCAAGGAAAUCCACAUGUUGAGCCAAACCAGGACGCAGGCGGUGAAAUCUUUCCUUGAUCUUGGUGAGUUUAAGAUCACUCAUAGAGGGCUGGACUUGCUAUAA
Messenger RNA from Notechis scutatus (mainland tiger snake), 1254 nucleotides. The record is from RefSeq and is a predicted model, not a curated record. NCBI's taxonomy places the organism in Eukaryota, Metazoa, Chordata, Lepidosauria, Squamata, Elapidae.